AUGGCCGGCAACAGCGGGGAGUCACUGCAGGCCAUUAACGGCAUAGACGGUGCUAUGGCGGGUUCGGCGCAGGAGUCCUACUCGUUUCCUAACGACAGACUGAAGAAGGUCAUGGACGACCCGUCAAAGACCCCCUUGCUACUCGUUGCCUGUGGCUCGUUUUCACCCAUUACCUAUUUACAUCUACGCAUGUUCGAGAUGGCGGCAGACUUUGUCAAGUUCAGCACCAAGUUCGAGCUUAUCGGAGGCUAUCUGUCUCCCGUGUCAGACGCAUACAGAAAGGCCGGUCUUGCUUCUGCAUCACACAGGAUAAACAUGUGUCGAUUGGCUGUGGACAAAACAUCAGAGUGGUUGAUGGUCGACCCUUGGGAGGCUAUACAGAAGGAAUACACCCCAACUGCAAAGGUUUUGGACCAUGUCGAUAAGAUCAUCAACCAUGACUACGGCGGUAUAGAUAUUGGAGAUGGCACAAAGAGGCCGGUGCGGAUAGCUCUACUUGCCGGAGCUGACCUGAUCCAUACCAUGUCGACACCAGGAGUUUGGAGCGAACAAGAUUUGGAUCACAUCCUUGGGAAAUACGGGACAUUUAUUGUCGAACGCAGCGGCACUGAUAUCGAUGAAGCCAUUGCCGGCCUGCAGCCAUGGAAAGAAAACAUAUAUGUCAUUCAACAACUCAUCCAAAAUGACGUCAGCAGCACUAAGAUCAGAUUAUUCCUCAGACGAGAGAUGAGUGUUCGCUACCUAAUCCCGCGUCCUGUGAUCGACUAUAUCGAAGAUCAUCACCUCUAUGAGGAUGACGGUAACAGCACGUCAACCUCGAAUCUCCAGGAGAAAGGGAAAGGGAAAAGUACCUCGGCAAGCUAG
Molecule: messenger RNA, 864 nt
Organism: Nannizzia gypsea CBS 118893
Lineage: Eukaryota; Fungi; Ascomycota; Eurotiomycetes; Onygenales; Arthrodermataceae
Product: nicotinamide mononucleotide adenylyltransferase 3
Exons: 3
Coding region: 1-864 (287 amino acids)
Biological process (GO): NAD+ biosynthetic process
Molecular function (GO): nicotinamide-nucleotide adenylyltransferase activity; nicotinate-nucleotide adenylyltransferase activity
Source: RefSeq, a predicted model, not a curated record